GUGCGCGCAGGCGACAUGUUCCUGCGGAGGCCGCCGGCCCUGGCCGCCUGGCUGGCUGGCGCGGCGGCAGCGGGGCGCUCGGGGGUGCGGGGCGGGGGCCUGCUCGCCCUGCUGGCCAAUCAGUGCCGCUUCGUGACGGGCCUGCGUGUGCGGCGCGCGCAGCAGAUCGCGCAGCUGUACGGCCGCCUCUACUCAGAGAGCUCGCGCCGCAUCCUCCUCGGUCGCCUCUGGCGCCGGCUGCGAGGCCGUCCUGGCCAUGCCUCUGCCGUGAUGGCGGCGCUGGCUGGCGUGUUCGUGUGGGACGAGGAGAGGAUCCAGGAGGAGGAGUUGCAGAGAUCCAUUGAUGAGAUGAAACGGUUGGAAGAAAUGUCACAUAUGUUUCAGCGCUCUGGAGUUGAACGCCACCCUCCAGAACCAAAAUCACAGAGAGAAGGGAAUGAAGAUUCCGGGGGCAAAGAGCAACCAUGGGAGAUGGUGAUGGAUAAGAAACACUUUAAGCUCUGGCGGCGCCCAAUUACAGGCACCCACCUUUACCAGUAUAGAGUUUUUGGAACCUACACAGAUGUAACACCCCGGCAGUUCUUCAAUGUUCAGCUGGAUACAGAGUAUAGAAAAAAGUGGGAUGCCCUGGUAAUCAAGCUGGAAGUGAUUGAGAGGGAUGUGGUUAGUGGUUCUGAGGUUCUUCACUGGGUAACCCAUUUUCCUUAUCCAAUGUACUCGCGGGAUUAUGUUUAUGUUCGACGGUAUAGCGUGGAUCAGGAAAACAAUGUGAUGGUGUUGGUGUCACGAGCUGUGGAGCACCCUAGUGUUCCAGAGUCUCCAGAAUUUGUAAGAGUCAGAUCGUAUGAAUCCCAGAUGGUUAUCCGUCCCCACAAGUCAUUUGAUGAGAAUGGCUUUGACUACUUGUUGACAUACAGUGACAAUCCCCAGACUGUGUUUCCUCGCUACUGUGUUAGUUGGAUGGUUUCCAGUGGCAUGCCAGAUUUCCUAGAGAAGCUGCACAUGGCCACUCUUAAAGCGAAGAACAUGGAGAUCAAAGUAAAGGACUAUAUCUCGUCUAAGCCUCUGGAAACCGGUAGUGAAGCCAAAGCUACCACUCCGUCUUCCGAGCGGAAGAAUGAGGGUAGUUGUGGCCCUGCCCGGAUCGAGUAUGCUUGAAAGGUUUUGGGAUAAGAAAGGACAGGCUGCUUCUAGCCCUGUCUCCGUCCCUUAUCUGCUACAGAACGGGGACAUGUAUUAGAAGGCAUCUGCUGUAACUGCCAGUGCAAGAUAACUCAGUAACUGGUGUCGGUUUGUGUUCAGAGCCGUUAACAGCUCUUUAUCAGAACAGAAGGAGGAGGCAUCCAUGGGGGCGUUGUCAUAUUCUCAGGCCAAGCAUCUUGCAAUUCAGUAUUUCACUGAGCUAAUCUGGAACAAACUUCUCACCUCAGGCCAGAAGGGGACAACUUCUUUUUAUUUCCUUUGAGUAGUUUCCUCUGCCAACAUUCCAGUUCCCACCAUUGGUUCCGCAGCACUUGGGAUUUCCUUCAGUUCUGAAGGUCCAAAUGGAGAGUGCAGUUGGCUGGUUGAGUCUUCAGUGAGGGGGCAUUGGGAGUGUUCUUGGUAACAGUUCUAGUGUUGAAUGGAUGUGAACUGUUGUUUGGCAGUGUAAGUGCCUUGUCCUCACCCUGCUUGUAUCUUUAGGGACAUCAAGUUUGUACCAAGAAAUUUUCUCUCUGCCUCCCAAAUACCACCCAUUGACUUGCCCUACCCAGAGCAGUUUCCUUUGCAUUGGCCAGUUCUUCUGUAUUCAUGCGCUAUAUGUAUUUGGAUCAUCGCCUCCUUCCUUAGCUCAUUCACCAAGAACACUGGGAAAUGAGUCCUUUCAGAUGGUAGCUUUCUGUGUUAUCAGUGUUUCGAUAGGGUUAACGGCGAUGCUCAAAAACAUCACACUUUAGGGUUGUUUUUUUUAAAGCGUUGUGUCAAGUAGGAAUUGGGAAGUGGAAUAGGAUUUCUCCAUCAUCCCACUGUACAGAAAACACCAUUUUGAUUCAGGCAUUAUUUUUACACUUCAGGUUUGACUGGAUGCUGAGGACUUGUCCAUCUUGGAAGGCUAAAGGCAGAGGAAUGGGGGUUGGGCCACUCCCUUAUAGCUCUCAGAGCUGUAGACAAGCCAUGUGAAUAAAUAGAUGUAAUCUUUCCCCAAAUACUAAUAUAAUGGGGAUGUGGUUUACAUGAACCUCUUGUUCCUCUGAAAAAUUUUUCUUUCUCUCUUCAGAGUUAAAGUGAAAGCAAACUAUGCUGUUUGGGUAAAGUCACAAUUAGAUGCUGUUUGGCCUCGUUGAUUUUGCUUUGGUCAUGCUGCAGUCUGACAGGAGAAUAGGGAUCAAGUUUUCAGUACUCCCUCCUCUUUUUCCCCUACAAUUUAAAUGGCUGGAUUUUUCCCUUUUUUCCCCACUUGCUAUCCUUUGAUGUUGAAAAGGGUAUCUAAACCUCAGACUGACUUAAACCCCUAGACUUUUUUGUUGCCUGAUAAGUUUUGUGCCAAGGAAACGACUAUCCCCAUCUUUCAUGUCUUGCCUUCUCUGAGUGGUGGGCAGAACAAAGAGAUACGUCGAGCAGUUCUAGCUUCUUUUUCAUUGAUCAUUUCUCUCUUCUCAUCCCCAGGACUUGACAGAAGCCAGGGAAGGUUUCUCUGGGUUACGUCUGAACUUAGCACCUGUGAUUGUUGGGGCAUGGAUGGGUGUGGGCAAGAAUGUGUGAAUGCACAGGUGUUAAGGAGCUGUGUUGCUCAUGUUCUGAUUUUUGGCAACUUGACUCUGUACUUGGGGUUGGUCUUAUGUCAUUGUAAUGAUUUCACUUCUAACUGUGACAUUUUUAUCAAAUGUGUGAAUAAAUAUAUAAAGAUUGGUACAAAA
Molecule: messenger RNA, 2897 nt
Organism: Neogale vison (American mink)
Lineage: Eukaryota; Metazoa; Chordata; Mammalia; Carnivora; Mustelidae
Gene: STARD7
Product: StAR related lipid transfer domain containing 7
Exons: 8
Coding region: 16-1158 (380 amino acids)
Molecular function (GO): lipid binding
Source: RefSeq, a predicted model, not a curated record